UGUAUGUUUGGCCCUUUUAUUCUUGUAUAUACAGAAUUACAAUAAGGUUUUCGGAGAAAUAAACUAUGGGCCAUCUUUGGAAUACUGUAGUUAAUUGUUAACCCCUCAUGCUUGCAUUAUCCGUUUCAAAUGAAGUUAAAAUUGAGGAUAACUCUAAUUUUAGCAUUAUGCCUUCUAAUGGUUGUUACUUUAGCUUUUUAUUUCAGUUAUUCGCAAUUUGAUCUUCAGAAAGCUGAAAGUCAGCAGCUGUCCAAGCAUUUCACAAAGUCGUCUCAGGCUUUGCUAAAACCAGAUUUAGAAAUUGAACAAACAUUCAACAACUUAAGCAUCACAAGUGUUGCUGCCCUUGCUGCAAUAAAAAUCAAUACUAAACUACAAAACAUGAAUUUUUCAUUAAGCGAAAAAUUGAGAAGUGAUUAUCAUAGUAUUGUGCAAUAUGUCAAAGAAAAUUUGCGAAUUGAUCUGAAAAUGAAAGUAUCGCCUUGGAGUUUAGCUGCUGGUUGGGUCAAACCAAGAGAAAUUCAUGCUGAGAACACGCCUGAGUUGGGUUUUGUUUUAGAUGCACUUGUUACAAAUCCGAUCAUUCAUGCUGGUGUUGGUUACAAAGGCACACAAUUGAAAAUGAUGCUUACCCUUGAUGGCGGCCAACAAGUUAUCUUUAAGCCAAUGAAAUAUUAUCGAGACUAUGUUGUGACUGGUUUGCCGUAUGCUGGUGCAGAUCGUCAUAAUGGGGAAAUUGCUGCAUUUCAUUUGAACAGGAUUCUUGGCCUUUGUCGAAGUCCUUUAACUGUUGGUAGACUUAUAAAUCUUAGAGCAGAAGUGUUACCAGUUGCUUCUGAAAGUUUGUCCAAAACAUUUUUCAUGAGAGAAAAUGAUACGUGCUUUUAUGGUCAUUGUUACUAUUGUUCCCCUGCUGAUCCAGCGUGUGCAUCAGGAGACUUGAUGGAAGGUGCUAUGAUACUCAUGUUUCCUGAAAAGUAUAGACUGAAAAAAUAUCGCAGCCCAUGGCAGAGAACUUAUAAAGAGGCAGUCACUGCUCGAUGGGAGCAGGACUUCAACUACUGUGAUCAAAUUCGAAAAAUUAAAAUGUACUCGAAGGGAAAUAGGCUGUUGGACUUAAUAGAUGCUUCUGUAUUUGACUACUUAAUCGGAAAUGCUGACCGGCAUCAUUAUGAGGUUUUCACUGAUUUUCCUGACAGCAUUGUUAUUCUGCUGGAUAAUGGAAAAAGUUUUGGAAAUCCAUAUUGGGAUGAAUUGACUAUAUUAGCACCUCUUUACCAAUGCUGCAGAAUACGUAGAAAGACCUAUGAAAGACUAUGGACAUUUCUGGAUCAUCUAGGGGUAUCUUUAAGAGAUAUUUUAAAUUUAGAUCAAUUAGCUCCAAUUUUAUCACAACCACAUUAUGAAUCUCUUGACCGACGAUUAAAAACAAUUAUAGCAGCCAUUGAUGUUUGUAUUGAAGAAAAUGGUGAAGAAAAAGUUCUUGUGAAUACUUUAUAGCCUCUGAUUAGUUGAAGCAUGCAUUAUUUAUUCCAAAUAUUUAAAUGACUUUAAAAGGAUUUUUUACCAUUUGUCAAUAUAUGGAGUACAUUUUCCAAACUUUGUAAUUUCAAUGUAAAUAUUGUUUUUAAAGUAUUUUGUAGAUUUAUGUAAAUAUUUUUUGCAUUUCUGAGGUUAAUAGUAGAUGUUAUUUGCUUGUUACAAUUAUUUUGUUACUGUUUGUGCCAAAUGCUUUCUAAUCAUUUUGAU
Messenger RNA from Uloborus diversus, 1749 nucleotides. RefSeq names its product glycosaminoglycan xylosylkinase-like. The transcript has 8 exons. Lineage: Eukaryota; Metazoa; Arthropoda; Arachnida; Araneae; Uloboridae. Gene Ontology annotation, biological process: protein phosphorylation. Gene Ontology annotation, molecular function: phosphotransferase activity, alcohol group as acceptor. The record is from RefSeq and is a predicted model, not a curated record. Gene Ontology annotation, cellular component: Golgi apparatus. Bases 130 to 1500 code for a protein of 456 amino acids.